AUGUCUAGCGUUGUGCCGUGGAUAGACUUUGGGAGGGACCGGCGAUUGGGUGGGUGCGCGGGGCGGGUUUUGACGAACGUGUUCCUCACCCGCAGCGGCCAUUCAUUCAAUCUGCACUGUGCCCGUGCGUCGACCUUCCCACCAUGCCGUUCUCUUUUCCUGUCCGCUCUGAUGCUCAAGCGACCCGCAACGCAUGGUCUCCCCUUCUCUGCCCUUGUCAGCGGACAACCGCACCCUCCCCCUCUCGACAUGCCUCUCGACUAUAAAUCCGGCGCAUUCCACCCCCGCAACGGCGUCGCUGUGAGCCUCCCUGGCCCUCAGCACUCGCCGAGUGAGCCCCCAUCUAUCCACGCAAGGAUGUCGUCCGCCCUCCUUCUUGCGCUGUCCAUCUAUGUCCUCUGCGCCUAUGUCUCCAUGGGCGCGUCGCACCCCUCCUCCCGGCUCGCCACACCGAGCGUGAACGCGACAGCAAUCUUUGGCACGCAGAGCGAGAGCUGGGCGCAGUACACGCCCUACUAUCCCGUCGACGAGUAUGUCCCGCCCCCUGAUGGCUGUGAGAUCACCCAGGCGAGUGUCUUCCCAUGGCCUGCGGUCAACAUCCUCCAAAGACACGGCGCACGCUAUCCAACAAAGUCCGCAACAAAGGCCAUCGAAAAGGCCCUGGCUAAAAUCCAGCCUGCCGUCAUCGCCAACACGAGCGACCCCCAGCUCGCAUUCAUCGCCAACUUUACCUACUCCCUCGGCGAAGACGACCUCGUCCCCUUUGGCGCCCAGGAGUCGUAUGAUGCGGGCGUGCAGGCGUACGAGCGCUAUGCCGCCCUCGUGAACAAUGCCGCCGACCUGCCGUUUGUGCGUGCCUCCGACUCGUCGCGCGUCGUCCAGUCCGCCACGAACUGGACCGCCGGCUUCUCCGCGGCAAGCAAUGGCGCCGCCACUCCGACGCUCAGCGUCAUCAUCUCCGAGACCGGCAACGACACCCUCGACGACGCGUCCUGUCCGUCGCUCUCUUCUUCAUCUGCGCCCGCUGCCCAGACUUCGGCCUGGAUCGACAUUUACACCACCAACAUCACCGCGGCACUCAACGCCGGCGCCCCCGGCGCAGACCUCAAGUCGACGGACACCCAGGCGCUGAUCAACCUGUGCCCGUUCGAGAGCGUCGCGAACGAGGAGCUGAGCGAGUGGUGCACGCUCUUUGACGAGCUCGGCGCGUUUGGCGGGUACGAGUACUGGGGCGACCUCGACAAGUACUACAACACCGGGUGA
This is a messenger RNA of Fibroporia radiculosa, 1263 nucleotides long. RefSeq lists its product as uncharacterized. The transcript is spliced from 6 exons. Gene Ontology annotation, molecular function: acid phosphatase activity. Bases 1 to 1263 code for a protein of 420 amino acids. Lineage: Eukaryota; Fungi; Basidiomycota; Agaricomycetes; Polyporales; Fibroporiaceae. The record is from RefSeq and is a predicted model, not a curated record.